Molecule: messenger RNA, 8275 nt
Organism: Brassica napus (rape)
Lineage: Eukaryota; Viridiplantae; Streptophyta; Magnoliopsida; Brassicales; Brassicaceae
Exons: 1
Coding region: 46-5577 (1843 amino acids)
Biological process (GO): DNA integration
Molecular function (GO): nucleic acid binding
Source: RefSeq, a predicted model, not a curated record
AGACAAGAAGAGCAAGAGGCUCAGAUACAAAGAUCAGAACCUAUGAUGGAACCAGUUCCAGAACAACCUCAAGCUGAAGAGGGCAAUGGUCAAGGAGCUGCCAACCUUCGACCUAGACAACCACAACGCCAAGCUAGGGCCAUCGGUACAUAUGAUCAACCUAACAUAAAUGGGAAUAGGUUGGGCAUUAGGGCACCGCCAGUUGCCAACAACAAUUUCGAGAUCAAGUCCAGCCUCAUCAACAUGAUUGAAAACAACAAGUACCAUGGACUUGCCUUGGAAGACCCACUAGAUCACCUUGACAGAUUUGAUAAGUACUGUGGCUUGUCAAAAACAAAUGGAGUUUCAGAGGAUGCUUUCAAGCUCAGAUUGUUUCCCUUCUCUUUGGGAGACAAGGCUCACACUUGGGAGAAAAACAUCUCAAGUGAUACUAUCACCACUUGGGAUGAAUGCAAGAAGGCCUUCCUCAACAAGUUCUUCUCUGCUACAAGGACUGCCAACCUUAGAAAUCAGAUCUCUGGUUUUCAACAAAGAGGACUUGAAGGAUUUUCAGAGGCAUGGGAGAGAUUCAGAAGCUACUUGUCUCAAUGUCCCCACCAUGGCUUCAACAAUGAGAGCUUGCUAAGCACUUUCUACAGAGGAGUCUUGCCUAAAUUCAAAAGCCAGCUUGACACUGCAAGCAAUGGAAACUUCUUGGGGAGGACUGUCGAAGAUGCAUUAGAACUCUUGGAGAACAUGGCACAGAGUGACUCUGUCUACAAUGAUGAAUAUGAUAGAAGAGACAGAGGUGGUGGAGGAGAAGAUAUGACCACAAAGAGAGAGCUGAAAGCACUUCAAGACAAGAUUGACAUGCUACUAUCAGAAAAGACCAAGAAAGAGGAGUUACAUAUGGUUGCUGAAGUUGAUGGAGUAGAAUGCCAAGAAGAUAUGUACUAUGUCAAUGCUCAGGGUACAUGGUACAAGAAGGAGCCUGACUAUCAAUACCAGAACAACUACCAACAGAAACCCUUCUACAACAACCAACAGAAGCCAUUCAACAACUACCAGCCAAGACCAUUCUACAACAAUCAGCCUAAGCCAUUCUACAACAACAACCAAGGUGGUUACCAACCCAAACAGAACUUCCCUCCGGGAUUCUCACCAAAACCAAGUCAACCUGCACAAGACCAAGCUGGAUCAUCAACACAACCUCCACAAGAGAGUAGUACUGAAGCUAUGCUGAAACAAUUAUUGGAGGGACAAGCAAGAAGUGAGAAACAAUUAGGGUAUGAGCUGAAAAAUCUCCACAACAAGAUUGAUGGGAAUUACCAUGAUCUAAACAACAAGUUCAAAGCCUUGGAGAACCAGUUUGUCUCUAUGACAGCCAGCUCAAGUCGCCAACAAGGUUCCCUACCUGGAAAGCCUGAACAAAACCCAAAGGAGACAAUGAAGGCAAUCACCCUAAGGAGUGGAAGAGAGUUGCCUCCUAAAGUUCUCAUUAAGGAUAAUGAGAAACAAGGUGGGGAGGUGGUCAUCAAUGUAGAUGAUGAUGUGGUGAUUGUGGAUGAGAAGACUAAUGAGGAAAUCUUGGAGAAGAUAGUUGAAGCUAAGGGCAAGAGAAAGAUUGGAGAGGAGAAAGUUGAGAACAAAAAUGAGGCUGCUACAUCAACAAAAGAGAAAUUGUUCACUCCUCCUCCCUAUGAGCCAAAGCUUCCCUUUCCUGGAAGAUUCAAGAAGCAACUCCUAGAGAAGUACAAAGCCUUGUUUGACAAGCAAAUGAGUGAAGUUCAACUCACCAUGCCCAUAAUUGAUGCAUUUAUGCUGGUUCCACAAUACAGCAAGUUCUUGAAAGAUGCUGUAGAACAAAAGAAGAAAGAGAUGGAAGGGAUGGUGAUUCUUACUCAUGAGUGCAGUGCCAUUAUUCAGAGACUGACUGUCCCAAGGAAGCUAGAAGACCCUGGUAGUUUCACCCUGCCAUGCGCCAUUGGACCUUUGACAUUUGAGAGAUGUCUAUGUGAUUUGGGAGCAAGUGUCAGCCUCAUGCCACUAUCCAUUGCCAAGAAGCUUGGGUUUACACAAUAUAAAAAGUGCAAGAUCUCUUUGGUGCUAGCUGAUCGAUCUGUCAAGCUCCCCAUUGGCAUCCUAGAAGAUCUUCCUGUCAAGAUAGGAAAUUGUGAAGUGCCUACUGACUUUGUAGUGCUUGAGAUGGAUGAAGAGCCUAGAGAUCCUUUGAUCUUUGGAAGACCUUUCUUGGCAACUGCUGGAGCAAUGGUGAAUGUGAGAGAUGGCACAAUUGAUCUCCACCUUGGAAAAGAUCACAUUCUCCAUUUUGAUAUCAAGGAGAUGAUGAAGAAGCCCACAACUCAAGGAGAAAUAUUCUACAUUGAUGAGAUGGAUGCCUUGGCUGAUAAUUUCCUUGAGGAGUUAGCGAUUGAGGACUCUCUUCAACAUGCCCUGACCAUUGAAAGAGAGACCCAAAUGAUUGAAAACAAGGAUAGUGAUGAGCUAGUAAGAAGGCUAGAUGUUCACCUUGAGAAGGAUGGAGAAGAUGAGUUCAUGGAGUUGCCACAAAUGACUCAACAUGCUGCCUCAGCAGACAUUCAAGAGAACCUCCAUGAAGCUGAUUGGAGUGAGCUCAAGGCACCAAAAGUGGAGCUUAAACCUCUUCCCCAUGGUGUAAGGUACGCUUUCCUUGGACCUAAUGAGACAUAUCCUGUCAUUGUGAGUAGUGAGCUGACUGAGAAUGAAUUGUCUAUGCUUUUAAAUGAACUUAAAAAGUAUAGAAAAGCACUAGGAUACUCACUUGAUGACAUUAAAGGAAUCUCACCAUCUUUGUGCAUGCAUAGGAUACAUCUAGAGGAUGAAUCUAAAACUUCAAUUGAACACCAAAGAAGAUUAAAUCCUAAUUUGAAAGAUGUUGUUAAAAAAGAGAUAAUCAAAUUGUUAGAUGCUGGUGUGAUCUAUCCUAUCUCUGAUAGCAAUUGGGUUUCACCUGUGCAUGUAGUUCCUAAAAAAGGUGGCAUAACAGUUGUUAAGAACGAAAAUGAUGAGUUAAUACCAACAAGAACAAUAACUGGACAUAGGAUGUGCAUUGACUAUCGAAAACUGAAUGCAGCCUCUAGAAAGGAUCAUUUCCCUUUACCAUUCAUUGAUCAGAUGUUAGAGAGGCUAGCUAACCAUCCCUAUUAUUGUUUCCUUGAUGGAUACUCUGGAUUUUUCCAAAUCCCUAUACACCCAAAUGACCAAGAGAAAACGACAUUCACUUGUCCUUAUGGUACCUUUGCAUAUCGAAGGAUGCCAUUUGGACUGUGCAAUGCACCAGCAACAUUCCAAAGAGCAAUGAUGUCGAUUUUCUCUGAUCUUAUUGAGGAUGUAAUGGAGGUGUUUAUGGAUGAUUUUUCUGUAUACGGUUCUUCGUUUGCUACUUGUUUGUCAAAUUUGUGCAGGGUCCUACAGAGAUGUGAAGAUACCAACCUUGUGCUGAAUUGGGAGAAGUGCCACUUCAUGGUUAAAGAAGGGAUUGUGCUUGGGCACAAGAUUUCAGAGAGAGGCAUUGAAGUGGACCAAGCCAAGAUCGAGGUGAUGGCGAGGUUGGCUCCACCAAAAACAGUGAAAGACAUUAGAAGCUUCCUUGGCCAUGCUGGUUUCUACAGAAGGUUCAUCAAAGACUUCUCCAAAAUAGCUAGACCAUUGACCAAGCUGCUGUGCAAGGAGAUCAUCUUCAACUUUGAUGAAGAAUGCCUAGAAGCCUUUAAGAAGCUGAAGGAGGAGCUCACCAGUGCCCCAAUAGUUCAACCACCAGAUUGGAGUCUACCCUUCGAAAUCAUGUGCGACGCCAGUGACUAUGCUGUGGGGGCAGUCUUGGGGCAAAAGAAGGACAAGAAGACACAUGUGAUCUACUAUGCAAGUAGAACCCUUGAUGAAGCUCAAGCUAAAUACUCUACAACUGAGAAGGAGCUAUUGGCCAUUGUCUUUGCAUUUGAGAAGUUCAGAAGCUACUUGGUUGGGUCAAAGGUGACUGUCUACACUGAUCAUGCUGCAUUGAGACACCUCUUAGCCAAGAAAGAUGCAAAACCAAGACUGUUGAGGUGGAUUCUGCUGCUACAAGAGUUUGAUCUUGAGAUCAAGGACAGGCCUGGAGUUGAGAAUGGAGUAGCUGAUCACCUGUCCAGGUUGAAGGUGGAGUGUGGAAUCCCUAUUGAUGACAGACUUCCAGAAGAGCAAAUGAUGGCUAUUCAUGCAGUGGUAGCUGUUUGUGAGACAGGAAAGAAACUUGAAGAGGUGAAGGCAGCUGAUGAGAAGGGUCCUUGGUAUGCUGAUAUAGUCAACUACUUAGCUAGUGGAAAAGAGCCAUUGAACCUUGAAGGUUAUGCCAAGAAGAAGUUCUAUAAGGAUGUGAAGAGAUAUUAUUGGGAUGAGCCUUACCUCUACAUACUUUGUAGAGAUCAACUCUAUAGAAGGGCAGUGGCUGAAGAAGAAAUUGAUGGGAUCCUUACACAUUGUCAUGGAUCAUCCUAUGGAGGCCACUUUGCUACAUUUAAGACAGUUGCAAAGGUGCUACAAGCUGGAUUUUGGUGGCCUCACAUGUUUAAAGACACCCAAGACUUUGUCUCAAGGUGUGACUCUUGUCAAAGAAGAGGAAACAUCACCAAGAGGAAUGAAAUGCCUCAAAACCCCAUCCUAGAAGUUGAAGUGUUUGAUGUCUGGGGUAUUGACUUCAUGGGGCCUUUUCCUUCAUCUUAUAGCAACAAGUACAUACUGGUGGCUGUAGAUUAUGUCUCUAAGUGGGUUGAAGCAAUUGCAAGUCCAACCAAUGAUGCAAAGGUGGUUCUAAAAAUGUUCAAGAGCAUAAUCUUUCCAAGGUUUGGGAUUCCAAGAGUUGUGAUCAGUGAUGGAGGGUCUCACUUCAUCAACAAACUGUUUGCAAACCUCCUUAAGAAGAAUGGUGUGAAGCACAAGGUUGCAACUCCUUACCACCCCCAAACAAGUGGUCAGGUUGAGAUUUCCAACAGGGAGAUCAAGUCCAUUUUGGAGAAGACUGUGGGGACAACAAGGAAGGAUUGGUCUACAAAGCUUGAUGAUGCACUUUGGGCCUAUAGGACUGCUUUCAAGACACCCUUGGGAACCACUCCCUUCAAUCUUGUCUAUGGGAAAGCUUGCCAUCUGCCAGUGGAGCUUGAGUACAAGGCAUUAUGGGCUGUUAAGAUGCUGAACUUUGACAUCAAGAGUGCCAAAGAGAAAAGACUUUUCCAACUCCAUGAGCUUGAUGAGAUUCGACUUGAUGCUUUUGAGAACUCAAGAAUUUACAAAGAAAAGACCAAGGCAUUCCAUGACAAGAAGAUCCUGAAGAGGGAGUUCAACAUUGGAGAUCAAGUGUUGCUCUUCAACUCUCGAUUGAAGUUGUUCCCUGGAAAACUUAAGUCAAGAUGGUCCGGCCCUUUCAAGAUCAAAGAAGUGAGGCCAUAUGGAGCAAUUGUGCUUUGGAACAAGACUGGUGAGGAAUUUGCAGUGAAUGGGCAAAGAGUCAAGCUGUACAUGGCGGCCACACCUGAGAAGGAAGGAACCUCGGUUCCACUUUCCGAUCCCAAACCAGCCUAAACCAAAAAGGGGUAGUCAAGCUAGAGACUUAAAACAAGCUCACUUGGGAGGAAGUCCCAUGUCUAUCCCUAUAUAUAUUAUUGUUUUACUUGUGUGGUUUUUCUUUUGUGUGUUUGAUAAGUGUGUUUAAAAUUUUCAGGUGAUUCUCCACUUAAUCAAAGAGAAAGAUGGCCAUCCAGCAAAGCUACAAGUGUUAAAAUUAUUCAACUCCAUCUAGCAACUCCAAGCUAAGUGUCUCUACAACCAUUGUAAAUAUAUAGUUUUCUUGUUUGUUUCUUCUAGACCUCUUCUUUCACCUUGCUCUCACACAAGAGACUGUGUGAAGUAAGUGUGGGGGGAGAGUCUACUUAUCUCACAUGUUUUCUGUUUUGUUUACUUGUCAUAAGCAUUGCAUAUCCAUUUGCAUAGAAAAUCCAUAAAAAUUUGCAAAAUUCAAAAAAAAAAAAAAAAAAAAAAACAUUUAGUUAUAUCAUUUGCAUCUUUAGGUUUGAGUCUAGAUCAUAUAGAAUGCAUAGGUAAAAUCCCUACAAAGGACUCAUGCAAUGAACUCAUUGUUGAUACCCUUUUGAAUCAUAAUAAGUAGCUUGAGCUUCUUCUGAAUUUCUUGUAGACUUCGAGCCUUGAAAACUCCUCUUAAGACUCAUUGAAUCUUACUCUUUGAAACCAACUCCGAUCUUAAUUGACUAAAAUGAACUUAAUGCUUCUUGCUUAUGGUCUCUUGAGUACUAAAUCAUGGCUUUACACACACUUGAGCUUGUAUAAACCGUUUUACCAAUCUUUUUGACAACUCAAGUGGUAGUCCAUACCCUAAACACUUCCCUUCUUUCAAACCAUCAUUAAUUGUUGAGUGAGGUCUUUUUAUGAAAGCUUGUCAUGUGCAAAAUCUUGAGAGUAUUAGGAGCGACAUUGAUUUGUUCUCAUCACUUGCUAGCAUUAGGACCUCUUUUGGGCUAGAAUCUAGGAUGGUGGUUGGAAUGAUGUGCUUUAAUUAUUUUGAUCUUGAGGAUUGAUUUGGGAAAGAUUAUGUAAAGGAAAUGAAUCAAAAAAGUGUGUCUUAAAAAAAAAAAAAAAAAAUAAUAGCUCAGAUUGUGUCAAUAAAAACCCCAAAAAGAAAAGAAAAAAAGAAAAAAAUAAGAGAAUGGGAAUAACAAAUUUUUGAGCUAAGAUACAUAGUUGUUAAGACAAAGAAAAGAAAAGAAAAGAGUGUUCAUUGGGUAAGAGAUGAAAAUGGGUGUACAUUUGGGAUUUGAGAUGAAGAAAAGAAAGGGUAGAACUUAAAAAUUGUCUAGGAAAAGGGUACAAUGAUGAGAACCGAUUUAUGUAUGCAUUAAUUGCUCCUUUUCUUAGAUAAAUUUUGCAUAAUGAUCAAGCUCCUAUUCUUGAGUGUAAGUCACCAUAGCAAAAUGUAUUGGACCCUUCUCAUUCUUCACAUUAAGCCAUUUUUUCUCACCAAACCAAAUGAUUUGGACCAAUUGGCAAUUUGCGAGAAUUCACUUAUGAUAUUUCUUAUUGAAUGUGAGAGUUGGUUGAUUUGAGGAUUCAUGAUAAUGAGUUAAAAGAUCAAAGGAAUUGAUAGGCCUAGAGAAGUUAGAGCUAAUAAAAACAUCUUGCUCUUGCUAUUUGGUAUGAUUUUGUAAGGAUAUCACAACGAUGGCAUUGAAGAGUUUCUUAAGGUCAUGAAUUUCCAUUUGUGUAUUGAAACAUCACUUCCCAUGUUCUUGAAAGUUUACUUGAGGACAAGUAAAGGACUAGUGUGGGGGAGUUGAUGUGUUGUGAUUUUGCAUAGUUUUAGCUUUGUUAUUUCAUAUAUAUUCAUGCAUUAACCUUACAUUUAUUUGCAUUUAGAGUCUAUUGCAUGUACAUUUGCAUCUUGUAGGUGUUGGAUGAAUUGUUUGGAGUUUUGGAGGUGAUUAGAGCACAAAAGGAGCUUUCGAGGAGUCUUGAACCGAACGUGUGAAAGACAAGCAUGGAUGAAGGUCUUAAAGAUAUCUUUUGAAACUUGUCUUUUGGGAAGACAUGGUAAAUUGAGUUAGCUUUACAAUGGAGGUGGUUUCAAGUCGUUUGGAGCUGUAUUGAGGGAUUUAUGAUCAAAAUACUACACACAUAUCAGUAUGACAUUCCUAGCGGCCACCCUAGCAACAUCAACAAUAGCCUUCGAAUUUUAAGCCUUUAGACUCAUUUUUAUUCACUUAAAACCUAUAAAACUCAUUACUAUUCAUUAUUCUUCUUAUUUUUGGUAUUCUAAAGGUGUGUGCAACAUGGAGAAAGUGGAGAAAACUUUAAUGAGUGAGUUUUAUCUCUUUAAAGCUUGCAACAUGGGGGAUGGGUUGUCUAUCAUGAGUUUGGUGGCUCUUUUGGCCUAACUUUCUCUACCUUUUCUGAAGAGGCAAGACUACUUUGGCCAUAUGAAGGGGCAAAAGGUGUUCUAUAAUGGAAGAAAGUGGAGAAUAACUUUUAUGAGUGUGUUUUAUGCUUUAUGCUUUCACAUGAUGGAUGUGUUGUCAUCCUCCUUUACUUAGGCUAUAAAAGAGACUGCAAGGGGAAGGAGGAAGACACACAAUACACAGAGUACAAUACAACAAAGAGUAGAGAGUGAAAGUUUUAUAGUUUCAUAUUUUGUAUUUUGAGAGUUUGAGAGAAAACAUUUGUUCUUGAGCUGUUCUUCAUUGUUCAUCAUCUAUUCUUGAGUUUUAAUUUC